AAGAAUAUUUUUAAAAGCAUCUCCCAAACGGCCUAUUUCUCUCUCUCUCUCUCUCUCCGCAAAAUCCUCUCUCUCUAAAUCUGCGGAUUACAAAGAUUUUGUCCUAUAUUUUCUUGGGUUGUUGAUAUAUAUCCCAAUAAAUGUGAAAAUUACUUCUUUCACAUUUACUGAGUGUCUCGUCUGUCACCUACACACACACCCCACUUCUACUUACACUCACACUCGCACGCACUCCCUUUUGAGGGAAUGCACUGACUCUGCAACAAAUAGCAUCAGCAUCAGUAUCAGCACCAGAAGAAGUGGAACAAAAUGCUGAAUUUUUUGAUCAGAAAAGAUGUCAGGAAAAUUCUCAAGCGCAAGGACAGUGAUGCUGGUGAAAGAGGUAGAGCCUUGGAGGAAUUACGUGCCUCUAUGUUCAGCAAAUUACGGUUAAUCGAUGGUGCCAAGCGUCAACAGCAAUCUCUAUGGGGACCAACUGUUGCUCUUACAUUCAACUUUUUGGUUUCUGUUAGUAUUAUCUUGAUGAACAAAUUGGUACUUGUCAGGGUUGGAUUUAAUUAUCCAAUAUUCUUGACUUUUAUUCACUACGUAGUUAGUUGGUUGAUAAUGGCACUUUUAAAAACUCUGUCAAUUCUCUCCCUAUCUUCUCCACCCAAGUCGACAAAAUACUCAUCAUUGUUAUCACUCGGUAUAGUUAUGUCUCUCUCCACUGGUCUUGCCAAUGUUAGCUUGAAAUAUAACAGUGUCGGAUUUUACCAGAUGGCUAAGAUUGCUGUGACGCCUGCUAUAGUUUUAGCUGAAUUCCUUCUCUUCCGGAAAAGAAUUUCAGUGCAAAAGGUACUUGCACUAACUGUAGUAUCCAUCGGUGUCGCUGUUGCUACUGUGACCGAUCUUCAGUUUCAUUUUUUCGGUGCUUGCAUAGCAGUAGCAUGGAUUAUACCAAGUGCAGUUAAUAAAAUACUGUGGUCGAAUCUUCAACAGCAAGACAACUGGAGUGCCCUGGCGCUAAUGUGGAAAACAACACCUAUUACAUUGUUCUUCCUGGUUAUGAUGAUGCCAUCACUGGACCCUCCUGGUGUCCUUUCUUUUGAUUGGAACUUCUACAACAGUGCUACUAUUGGUGGUUCCGCUGUUCUCGGCUUCUUGCUUCAGUGGUCUGGUGCUCUAGCUCUUGGGGCGACCUCUGCAACGACCCAUGUCGUUCUUGGACAGUUCAAAACUUGUGUCAUUCUUCUGGGAGGCUUUCUUCUCUUUGGUUCAAAUCCCGGGCUAACAAGCAUUCUGGGAGCCGCCACAGCUCUCAUCGGUAUGUCUUUCUACACGUACCUCAACUUGCAAUCACGGCAGCAAUCAGCCAAAGUAUCACCGAGGCAAUCUGCUUUGCCAUUGUUAUCAAAAUCCAAGCUCAGCAAAGAAAACGGUGACUCCCACGAUGGAGGUGGUGGAGAGGAGCACGUCUGAUAUGCCGUCAAGAACCGCAACUGUCGUCUACUGGUGAAGCCUUUCAUCAAACUCCAAUUUUGAACAGACUCUACAUCUGUUGGUUUCUAGACAUGAUUAACGGCCCUAGCUAACCUUUUGACAUUCUCAUAAUUAUGUCUGAGUACUGAAUUU
Sesamum indicum (sesame) is the source of this 1614-nucleotide messenger RNA. RefSeq lists its product as uncharacterized. The record is from RefSeq and is a predicted model, not a curated record. Lineage: Eukaryota; Viridiplantae; Streptophyta; Magnoliopsida; Lamiales; Pedaliaceae.